UCAUGCUUCAUCGAUCUCUCUGGGACCAAUAAUAAGGCAUCCAAAAUUAGGCGUUUUUUUGCCACAGCGACCUUAUUUGAGGCGCCUAUAUUGAAGGCUAGUGUCUGUCCGACUCCACCUAAUCAGAAGAACAUUUCCGCGAGACACAAACCACAGAUAAGCUCAAUAAUGGGUCCUUGACAACUAUCGCUGUUCAUUGAACGCCUGUCUUGCUGCAGCAUGGACGAAUGAGGAACGACAGGAUACAUGGCAAUCCCGGUAACUGUUCUCUCAACAACGCGAAGUAUUAUAAGCCUUUGAGUGAUAUGGAUCACAAGCUCCCCUUCGAGUCUAUAGCUAGACAUUCUUCAUAUACGACAAAACGACAUUAGACAAAAGGAAGAUCCUCAGAAAGCUAGAGGUCUCACAACGGCAGGAAGAAGCUGAAGUAUGGAAGACUAAUCGAUGGUUGAAUCGUGACAAUGUACCACUUCCACCAUCCAGGCGUAACUGGGGUGUCUGGGCUUAGGUUGGCUUUUGGGUUACCCCUAGUGUCAACGUUAGUGGUUGGUCAGGUGGUGCCAGUCUAAUGUCUCUAGGCCUGAACGUUCGUCAGGCCAUGCUUGUUAGCUGCAUUGGCAACAUUCUUUGUUUUGGGGUAUCCGUGCUUCUUACUUUCCUUUGGCGAACCGUAUCAUCCUCUCCAUGACAUGGUGCGCUACUCAGUCGUAGUUGGGUGCUCAAUGUCUCAAGCCAUUCAUUGGCUCCAUGAUCCCUGGCAUCUACACAAUGAAGAACACCAUGUCAGCUAGUACAGGUAUGACUUCUGCAGACUUCCUCUGCUUUGUCCUCUUCACCCUCAUCAUCAUCCCAUGCCUUCUUAUCCCACCUGAGCACCUUUGUAAGCCUCUUGUCACUAUCGCAUCCUUUUCGACCAUUACUUGUUUCAUCUUCUUCAUCUGGUCUCUUGCCAGAUCUCAUGGAGGAGGUCCUCUUAUGCAGUCUGAAGGUCUCAAGCUUGUGGGUAUAGAGCCUGUCACUGGCUCUGCACUUGCUUGGGCCAUCUUCCAUGGAAUUUCAUCUGCUCUUGGUGGUAUAUAUGCUGGACUGUUGAACAUGAGCGAUUACACUCGGUUUGCCAAACGACCUAAUGAUCCUCUCAUCUCGCAAACUAUUGUCUCACCAGUUGUCGGUGUCCUUACUUCGAUGAUUGGCAUCGUUUGUGCCUCCAGUGCUUCUCAAUUCUAUCCCACCGAGACUCUCCUAUGGAUACCUUACAAUUUGCUCACUGCCAUGCAGACUGACCUAUGGAGGCAAUUGUUGGAUGUUUCUUUACUGCAAGUGGCUGUUCAUUUUGACUUUUGUGUUGGGGUGCAGUAAUUGUGUUGUCUUAAAGUGCUGCUGGUUGUAUCUAUUUUGCAGUUUGAUAGUUCGUUGUACAAGGAUUAUCAGUGGUGAGCAGUCGUGG
Molecule: messenger RNA, 1447 nt
Organism: Cryptococcus deneoformans JEC21
Lineage: Eukaryota; Fungi; Basidiomycota; Tremellomycetes; Tremellales; Cryptococcaceae
Product: uridine transporter, putative
Exons: 8
Coding region: 748-1359 (203 amino acids)
Biological process (GO): transmembrane transport; nucleobase transport
Cellular component (GO): plasma membrane
Molecular function (GO): nucleobase transmembrane transporter activity
Source: RefSeq, a predicted model, not a curated record